Messenger RNA from Parnassius apollo (apollo), 447 nucleotides. Lineage: Eukaryota; Metazoa; Arthropoda; Insecta; Lepidoptera; Papilionidae. The record is from the annotation of a GenBank genome assembly.
AUGUCACUUAUAAAUGAACGACUCGAAAUGAUUGAUAGUACUAUGUGGGCAAAUGCAUGUCGGCAUGUUGAAGACACAGAAAAACAGUAUUUGCAAUAUUUUGACAUGGACUUUGAAUUUAUUAUUUCUGUUAAUGACUCUGAUUCAGAUGAAAGUGAAUCUAUGGAGAUGAGGGCUCGGAAACGUAAUUGUCAAGAUUUGGAGUGUAGCGAUGGGAAUUCACCGGAUACACCAAGUGCAAGCAGCUCUAUACCGCAGCCUGUACGUGCUACUCCUGCACAGGAUAAGUUGAAGAAUCAGAUUUCCUUUCUUCAAAUGGAACUUGACUUAGCUAUUCGUCGUAGGGAUUCUCUGUGCGUCAGUGAAAAUGAGACGCGUGAUGUAACGAAACUGCGCCGAGAAACUGAUAAAUGCACAAAAGAACUACGGAAGAAGGAUUAUCAAUAA